This is a messenger RNA of Cavenderia fasciculata, 5088 nucleotides long. RefSeq lists its product as uncharacterized. The transcript has 2 exons. NCBI's taxonomy places the organism in Eukaryota, Evosea, Eumycetozoa, Acytosteliales, Cavenderiaceae. Gene Ontology annotation, molecular function: zinc ion binding; ubiquitin binding. The coding region runs from base 1 to 5088 and encodes 1695 amino acids. The record is from RefSeq and is a predicted model, not a curated record.
AUGGGUUCACAUCAUAGUAAACAACGAAGUAGAGGAGGAGGAGGAGGAGAAAUGACAAGCAAUGGUGAAUUUAUAAAUAGUAAUCAUGAAUCAUUUGGACCCUCUUCUUCUUCAUCAUCGUCGUUUGUUACAAUGUCUCCAUCAUUUUCAAAAAGAGGUGAAAAUAAGAUUAAAAGUAGUGGAUCAAGUACAUUUAACCUUUUGCGAAGAGUUGGUAGUACAACUAGUAGUAAUAACACAACACCGACAUUGGAUGGAAUGUCACCUGCUUUAUCAUCAUCAAACAUGAUGUUGGAUGUCGAUGACCAUCUAUCCAAUCUAUCUCUAAUGAUUUCAAAAAAGAACAAAAAGAAAAAACCAAAGAAACUAUUGAAACAACAACUUGUAUCAUCCUCUUCAUCCACAACAACAACUCCUUCUCAUCCUCUUCCUUCAUUACCAUUGGAAGAAUUUAUUGAUGAAAAUAAUCAAGCUCAAAUUUAUUUAAAUAAUAAUAAUAACAAAAAUGGUGGUGAAAAGGAUGAUGAUUCAAAUCAAGAUUCAGAACAAGACAAUAGUGGCGAAGAAGAAGAGGAAAGUGAUGAAAUUAUAAAUAUUAUGGACGAUGAUUUAUUUCAACUUUAUGAAACAAAUGGUUAUUAUGAUGAUGAUGAUGAAGAUAAUAUAAUACAACAAGGAAUGUACACUAGAAAUGUAUCAUUGGCAUCGAUUACAUCAUCGUCGUCUCCUACUACUACUACUAAUCUUCAAGGUCGCCAUCCAUUUUCAGCAUCAUCCAAGUUGUCGUAUGGAUCGUCAUCGUCGUCAUCAUGGUUUUAUCUACAAGGAAUAGACAGAUCACUAUUAUCUAGAGAGAAUGACAGACAUAUCAUAGUACUGUCGACACAUGAAAUGAUCGAUCGUCUAUGUCUAGAGAUUCAUCGUACAUCUGAGGUAAUAGGGUUGUCACUGAUAUCAACCUCUAUCCUUUUACAACACUUUAAAUUUGAUCAUCACAAAUUGAUGCAACACUAUGUCGAAAAGGGGGAGAAUGCAACCUUUCAACUGGUCGGUCUCCCACUCUCCCUACUAGAUCUCAUCAGCCAAGAAACCGACGCUCACAAUAUCGAAUCAUUACAAGAUUGCUUUAAAACUUUAAAAGAGUCUCUUAAACUAUCAGCUCUUCGAAAAAUUGCUUUUGAUGGUAUGGAUACAUCAAUUUCAACUAAUCGUAAUAAUAAUAACAAUCAAUAUAAUAAUCAGUAUAAUAAUAAUCAAAAUAAUCGUCAUCGAAAUCAAAAUAAUAAUACAAUUAGAAAUAGAAUUAGAGUUGUUAGAUGGACAUUAAACGAUCGUGAGAAUUCUAGUCGUCGUCAUUCAUCGACCAUGACAACUAGAGUCAACUCUUCAAAUGAUAUUCUUCAUGACACUACUGACGCAUUGUCAUCAUCAUCAUCAUCGACUUCAACCACUGUCAGAAGAUAUAAUCAUGAUUAUAAUCCAUAUUCUAGGUUUUCACAAGUGGCUAAUCAUAAUCAUCACAACAACCGAUUAAUGGUGGGUCAUCAUCAUCAUCAUCAUCAUCAACAAGACGAGGACGACGACGACGACGAUCAACAAGACAAUCAAGUAGAGGAUAGUCAUAGAAUAGCUGUUAUGGAAUCUUUGGUUUCACAAGUACUGGAUGUAUUUCCAGAUUUGGACAAUGAAAGAAUUAUACAUGCACUUUCACAAUACGACAAUAAUCACGAACGUAUCAUCAAUGCCAUUUUAGAAGGUGUUUUAAUUAUUCCUUCUAGGUCUCAAACCAACAGUAAUAUUAAUAACAAUAAUAAUAAUAAUAACAAUAAUAACAAUAAUACCAUCCCAUUGGUAUUACCAAUACAAGCAACAUCAACAACAUCUACUACUACUACUACAUCUUCUUCAAAUUUAGAUUCAACCCAAUCAAUUAUAGAAUCAAUUAAUAAUAAUAAUAAUAAAGAAGAAAAACAAAACAAUGAAUCAUCAUCUUCAUCCUCAUCUUCAUCCUCUUCAUCUCCUUUAUCAAGUCCAAAACAAGAACGUGGUGAAUUAACAAAGGGCAAUAGUAUGGCUAGUAUAUUUAGUAUUACCAGUGAUGAAGAUAAUGGAUUGAAUCCUUUAAAUCCUCAUAUACAAUCAUUACGGUCCUAUGACAUUGACAAUCCUCCUCCUUCACCUCGUCCCAUUAGAAGAUUACCCUUUAUAUCAAAAUUAUUAAGAGAUAGUAACGAUGAUUUACUCAUCGAUAUCAACAACAAACACACAAAUAAUCUAAAUAAUUCACAGACAAUCAACAAUAACAAUAACAAUAGUAACAAUAGUAACAAUAGUUUACAUGAUUCUUCAUCGGAAUCGUCUGAAUUAUUUUGUAAUUAUUAUCGAAAUAGUGAUAGAAUUAAAAAUAGAAGAGCUAGUAAUCUAAAUAAUAUUAGUAAUUAUCAAAAUAAUCAAAUCAUUUUGGAAGAAAAUGAUCAAGAAGAAGAACAAGAAGAAAAAGAUAAUCAAGAUGCUGAUGAUGAAGAGGAAGAUGAUGACGAUAAUGAUAAUAGUGAGGAGGAAGAAGAAGAUGAUUGUAUACAAUUAUUUUCUCCAUCUACCGUUGGAUCCUCUAUUAUCACAAAGCCAAUGUCAUUUAGUAGUAACAAUUCAUCAUUUUUAUCAAACAUUGAUGAAUUUAAUAUUAGUCUUGGCGAUUUUAAUCAUCAUCCACUAAGAAAUUUAACAAGUACAACAUCAACUACUACAACUAUAAAUAAUAAUAAUAAUAUUUACAACCACAAUUCAAAUUUAAUUGUGAAUCGACAAGACAUUGAAGAGGAAGAAGUAGAGGAAGAACCACAACAAAAUAUAGUUGAACAAGACAUUGAAGAAGAGGAGGAAAUGGAUGAAAAGGAUGGAGCUGAUAUUCAUAUGGCAAAUGGUGCAGAAGAAUAUAUUCAAGAUGAAGAAGAUGAUGAUGAUGAAGAAUUGGAACAACAAGAAGAUGAAAAUGGAGAAGAAAUUAUUAUUAAUAAUAACCAACAAAAUAAUAAUAAUAAUAAUAAUAAUAAUAAUAAUAAUAAUAAUAAUAAUAAUAAUAAUAAUAAUAAUAAUAAUAAUAAUAAUAAUAUUCUACCUCCUUGUUUAACAAUAGAAAAUAAUGAUGAACAACAAGAAAAUAAUAAUAAUAAUAAUAAUGGUGACCAAUUAAUGUGUUUAGUAUGUUUAUGUGAUAUUGAAAUAUCACAUUCAUAUUCAUUGGCAUGUAAACAUACUUAUUGUUUGGAUUGUUGGAAAUCAUAUCUUUGUACCAAAGUUGAUGAAGGAAUUCAAAGUUUACAUACAAAGUGUAUAAGACCACAAUGCAAGUAUGUACAUCAAAUCAGUCAGAGAUAUGAUCAGACAUUUUUUUAUUCACAUCUAUUCUACUUCUACUUUAGUUUAAUAAUAGAUUUAUUAAGUUUUAAAAAAUUGAUUGGUGAUACAAAACAAUAUCAUAAAUAUAGUUGGUAUUUUUUAAAAUCAUUUAUUGAAAAUAGUCCCAAAUCAUCAUGGUGUACGAAUCCAGAGUCAUGUUCAAAAGUGAUCUACUAUGAUGGUGUCAUUGAUAUUCCUCUUACACUCAAUGUCACUUGUACAAGUUGUGAUUGGCGAUUCUGUUUUCAUUGUGGUGAAGAAACUCAUCACCCUUCAACUUGUAAACAACUGUCGGAUUGGAAAUUAUUAAAAACAAGAGAAGAAGGUCAAAAUGCUUUAUGGUUAUCUCAAAAUACUAAAAAAUGUCCAAUUUGUAAAAUUCAUAUUGAAAAGAAUGAAGGAUGUAUGCAUAUGAAAUGUACAUGUCAAUAUGAAUUUUGUUGGCUUUGUAAAGGACCUUGGAGUGAACAUGGGGAUAGAACAGGUGGAUUCUUUUCAUGUAAUCGAUAUGAUCCUUUGAAACAUGAUACAGCCGAUCUCGACAAAUCAUUUGGUAUCUAUGUUCAUAAUUUUCAACGAUUCAAUUAUCAUCACAAUGCUAAAAGGGUUGCCAUUCAAAAACAAUCUCAACUUGUUUCUCUUGCUCCUGAACAUUCAAAAUAUUAUAUCAAACCAUCCCCAAAACCAAAACCAAAUCGUAUCCAUCCAAAUCAUCAACAUUAUAAUAAUAAUAAUAAUAAUGGACAUUAUAAUUAUAACAAUCAUCAUCAUAAUCAUAAUUUGGAAUCUUCAUCUUCUUCAAAUGUUGUUGACGACCAUUCACUUUAUGGUAGUCAUGAUGACAUGGAACAACCAAAAACUAAUACUACUACGACACAACAACAACCAAGUUCAUGGGAAAAAGAUUACUUGUUUGAAGGAAUAGAAUUGGUGAUUGAAUGUAGAAAUGUAUUGAAAUAUACUUAUGUCUAUGGAUUCUAUAUACAAGAUGAAAAGGAAAAGGAAUUAUUUGAAUUCCUUCAAGAGGAUUUGGAAAAGAGUACAGAACAUUUGGUUGAAAAUCUAUUCAAGGAAAUUGAUAAUCUUGCAUUACCAACAACAGUGGUAUCAGUGAUCAACAAUCCAUCUCCAUCUCAAUCACCUUUAUCUGCAGCUCAUCAUCAUCAUGUAUACAACCAACAACAACAACCUCAACAUCAACCUCAACACAUUUCACAAAAUCAACAAUAUAAUGGUGUUUCAUCAUCCAAUUUAUCUGUAUCAUCUUCAUCAUCAUCUUCUUAUUAUACCAAUACCAAUACUAGUUGUAGUAGUAAUCAUCAACAACAUAAUAACAAUUCACAACCCCACCAGUAUUAUAGUUUUGAACAACAGCAACAACAACGACAACUUCAAAUUCAACAACAAUUACAACUCCAACAACAAGCUCAUAUAACCAAUUACAUCAAGAUUACUCACAACUUUUUGGAAAAUUUGUUGAGUGGCAUCCACAAUGGGUUGACAUCCAACUAUGCACCUCCAUGCUACCAACAAAAUCGACGAAAAAAAAGAAGUAGAUAUGGAUUUGGUUUUAUCAAUAGUAGUAGUCAUGGAUACCACCGCAAUAAUAGUAGUAAUCAACAACAAGGUCAACACUCAAAGAAUGUAAUUUCCAUUUUAAAAAGAAAACUUACAUUUUCAAAAGGAUAA